Molecule: messenger RNA, 573 nt
Organism: Microsporum canis CBS 113480
Lineage: Eukaryota; Fungi; Ascomycota; Eurotiomycetes; Onygenales; Arthrodermataceae
Exons: 3
Coding region: 1-573 (190 amino acids)
Source: RefSeq, a predicted model, not a curated record
AUGCCAAACUCCGAGGAGGCCUCCCCAGAUUAUCUUAGAAACAGCGCACCGCUGCCACCUUCAAUAUUGAGCCCACAGAAGCUGUUUAAUACUAUCCGCAAGGCGAUACUUGGAUCGCGUGAACAUAAUGAGUUGAUGUUUGAGAAUAUCCCUACUGAAACUGGCCUUUUGGUCACGAACUCGCUGAUCAAAGAUCCAGAUAUUGAGAAUGCCUGUCCUAGAAUCAAUUAUAACUCGCUCACUCAAACCAUUGAUAUCAGAAUAAUGCCUACUUUUGUGCACGACGCCCACCAACGAUGGAUUGUGAAUGAGAUAUCACGUAUGGUGUCUUCGGGAUUUUUAACCCAGGCAGAAUCCGACAUGGUCGCAUUUCUCGUUAGCACAACCUUCAAAGGUUUCCGGGCGCCUUACUCUAGUUCGGUUAAAGAACCUGACACCUGUUUACUCCCUGAUAAUCAACCAUUUCCAUGCAUCGUUAUUGAAACCGGGUGGUCUGACUCAUGGGCUAAACUUUGCCGUGAUAAGGAUUUGUGGCUACAUGGCGGAUUUCCUCACGUGCAGUUUGUUUUUUGA